Triticum turgidum subsp. durum (durum wheat) is the source of this 1299-nucleotide messenger RNA. The record is from the annotation of a GenBank genome assembly. NCBI's taxonomy places the organism in Eukaryota, Viridiplantae, Streptophyta, Magnoliopsida, Poales, Poaceae.
AUGGGGCUCCCUGUUAUUGGUGAGACCUUGGAAUUCCUCAAGGCAAGCACUUCCUUGGACGUCCCAGACUACUUCAAACGAAGGAUGAAGAGCACGUGUUUGUGUAGGUACGGCCUGGUUUUCAAGACAAGCUUGCUGGGGCAGGAGGGCACCUUGUUCCGUGUUGGGUACCCUCGGGCACUGACCAAAAUAUUCGGCGAGGAGAGCAUCGAAGCUUUCCAUGGCACAAUCCACAAGUUCAUCCGUAGGUGCGCCUUCAUGCUGUUCGGUCUCCAGAGCCUCAAAGAGGUGCUCCUCCCCGAGAUGGAGUCCGCCGUGAGGGAGCGCCUUGCUGCGUGGGCCACCAUGCCGAGCGUCGACGUGCGGGGCGAUGCGCCCGACGUAAGUAUUCUUUUUGAGUUGGUGACGAGGAAAUGCCUUGGUUUCGAUUCCACCAGGUCGAGGGAACUGAGGAACAAGUUUGAAGUGCUUUUCUCAGGGUUGUGCUCCUUCCCAAUAUAUUUCCCUGGGACACCAUUUUACCGAUGCAUGCAGGCAAGGAAAAACGUGCAGAAGACAGUGCGGGAUACGUUGGCAGAGAGGUUAGCUACACCAGGGAAGAAACAUGGCGACCUCCUUGACAUAAUUGUCGAAGAACUGCAGGGUGAAGAGCCAUUAAUAAGUGAGAAUUUCGCUACUGAUAUGGUCUCCACGCUGUUGUUCGCCAGUGUCUUCACGCUAUCAGGGACCAUCGCUGUAGCCUUCAAGUCACUCCAUGACAAUCCGGACGUUGUCCACGCCCUCGAGAAGGAGAACCGUGCUAUGCUAAAGGGUCGAAAGGGUGGGAACUCCGGGCUCACGUGGGAGGAGUACAAGUCAUUGACAUUCACUAAUGAGGUCACCAAUGAGAUUAUUCGAAUAAGCAAUGCCGCGCUUGUAGUGUUUAGGAAAACUCUUACAGAUGCACAAGUCAACGGCUAUACAAUUCCAGCCGGAUGGUUGGUCAUAGUUAACCCUAUGGCAGUUCAUCUGAACGGAGAACUGUUUGAAGAUCCACUCAAGUUUAACCCAUGGAGGUGGAUGGUUAGUGAAGACUUCAUUACUUCGAUUAUCACAAUGCUGAAGAAUUUCAUGCCAUUCGGAGCAGGUAUGAGGGUUUGUCCUGGCGCAGAGUUUGUCAAGUUGUUCAUAACACUUACCCUCCACAUUUUGGUGACCGAGUAUAGAUGGGAAGAAAUGAAAGGGACAAAUGUAUUCCGAAGCGGUGAGGUCAUGUUCCCGCAGGGCUACCCCAUUCGACUUCGACCCCAGGAUGACUAA